UUCAGUUUUGAUCUUUUUUUCCACCUCACAGCAUCGACACUGGUCUCUUUCAGCAAUAUCUAAAACCCAAUUGAUCUCGUUCGGCAAUCCAAAACCUCACAUGCUUCGCUCAGUGGUCCCAACAGCGCGCGCCUGUCGCGGCGGCAGCUCCCUCGCCUAUGUCGCAAGCUCAAUUACCCCCGCUUCUAGGUAUAUAGCUCGGGGAGCAUCCUCAAAGCUUACUGCUAGGAACUCCCUCAUCACUCCUCGUGCAAUCACACGGUCCAUUCUCGUAUCACAAACCCGCGCCUUCUCUGCAACUUCCAACAUGAGCGCAUCUACAAGAGCUGAAUCCGAUGCCUUUGGCGAGAUUCAAGUUGAAUCUGAUAAAUACUGGGGUGCCCAAACGGAGAGAUCAUUGGGGAACUUCAAGAUCAAUCAGCCACAAGACCGCAUGCCGCCUCCGCUGAUCCGAGCUUUUGGUAUCCUCAAGGGCGCCGCGGCGACUGUAAACUUGAAGUUCGGCUUAGACCCCAAGAUCGGUCAAGCCAUUCAACAGGCUGCCGAGGAAGUUGCUUCCUUGAAACUUAUUGAGCACUUCCCCUUAGUCGUCUGGCAGACUGGAUCCGGCACCCAGUCAAACAUGAAUGCGAACGAGGUUAUCUCGAACCGAGCUAUCGAAAUACUUGGUGGCACCAUGGGAUCCAAGAAGCCAGUACACCCUAAUGACCAUGUCAACAUGUCAGCUUCUUCGAAUGACACCUUUCCCACGGUCAUGCAUAUUGCCGCGGUUCUUGAGUUCGAAGAGCAGCUCCUGCCAGCAAUGAAGAGCCUUCGCGAUGCUCUCGACAAGAAGAGCAAGCAGUUCGAGAAGAUAAUAAAGAUUGGGAGAACUCAUCUACAAGAUGCUACUCCUUUGACGCUUGGACAGGAAUUUUCUGGUUAUGUUACCCAGCUCGACUUUGGCAUGGAGCGAGUGAAGUCGGCUCUCCCGCGCCUACGAAUGUUGGCCCAAGGCGGGACUGCAGUCGGGACCGGUAUCAACACGUUCAAGGGAUUUGCUGAAGGGAUAGCGGAAGAAGUGACCAAAAUGACCGGCCACGAGUUCAUCACUGCGCCAAACAAAUUUGAAGCUCUCGCUGCACACGAUGCUAUUGUCGAAGCCCAUGGACAACUGAACACUGUUGCCACCUCGCUCUUCAAGAUUGCUCAAGAUAUCCGCUUCCUUGGCUCUGGCCCACGCUGCGGUCUUGGUGAGCUCAAUCUUCCAGAGAAUGAACCUGGAUCUUCAAUCAUGCCAGGGAAGGUCAAUCCGACUCAGUGCGAGUCGCUGACCAUGGUGUGCACGCAAGUGUUCGGUAACAAUGCCGCAACAACUUUUGCGGGCUCACAGGGCAACUUUGAACUGAACGUCUUCAAGCCCGUCAUGAUUCAUAAUUUACUCCAUAGUUCACGGAUUUUGACUGACAGUAUGAGGAGUUUUGAAGAAAACCUCGUCGUGGGCUUGGAGGCCAACGAGACCAGGAUCAAGGCUAUUCUCAAGGAAAGUCUCAUGCUCGUGACCUGCUUGAAUCCCGUCAUUGGCUAUGACAUGGCCUCCAAGGUCGCAAAGAACGCUCACAAGAAAGGGUUAACGCUGAAGGAGAGCGCCAUGGAACUGAAGGCCCUGAGCGAGGAGGACUUCGACAAAUACGUUAGACCAGAGCUGAUGAUCGCUCCCAAAGAGAAAUCAUAGUAGGCAUCACGGCA
Messenger RNA from Pseudovirgaria hyperparasitica, 1728 nucleotides. RefSeq names its product fumarate hydratase mitochondrial precursor. The transcript is spliced from 3 exons. Gene Ontology annotation, biological process: tricarboxylic acid cycle; malate metabolic process; fumarate metabolic process. Bases 101 to 1714 code for a protein of 537 amino acids. Gene Ontology annotation, cellular component: tricarboxylic acid cycle heteromeric enzyme complex; mitochondrion. The record is from RefSeq and is a predicted model, not a curated record. Lineage: Eukaryota; Fungi; Ascomycota; Dothideomycetes; Acrospermales; Acrospermaceae. Gene Ontology annotation, molecular function: fumarate hydratase activity.